Molecule: messenger RNA, 1155 nt
Organism: Suillus subaureus
Lineage: Eukaryota; Fungi; Basidiomycota; Agaricomycetes; Boletales; Suillaceae
Exons: 8
Coding region: 254-1000 (248 amino acids)
Source: RefSeq, a predicted model, not a curated record
UAAGAACUUGCUCUUAAUUUUCUUUGGUUCGUUUUACUGACAAAUGGCCGUUCGGGGUUCCGAGUCGCAGCAGGGUCCCGCAGGUAUGUACAAACUGAGGCAUAUUACUCGGGAUCCCUGAGAGUAAAUUUCGGCAAGCUCGUCUUGCGGUAUAAAAUGCAGGCCAUGGAAGACCUUAGCUUUUUGCUCUAGGCUUGUAUCUCCGCGCACGCUCCCCCUACUUCCUUCAAUCGUCCCUCCCCCCACUGCCACCAUGUUGCCCAAAUCUUUCGCACUUUUUGCUGCCUUCGCUGCUUUCGCCUCUGUAUUUGCUUCCCCCAUUCCUGGCAGUGUGGCUGACGUUACUGCCGUUGUUGAGGACGUUGCCAACGAUCUCACGGUCAAUGUGGGAACUCGUGCUGAAGCAGUUGAAAAUGAUUCCCCCUCCUUCGACGAGGUCGUCAAAUUGUUUGAACUCUCGCGGCGAGAUGACGGAUGCAGUGUCAUUGACAUCGACGGUAUCAUCUACAACGUGCUUAACAACGGUACAAUCACUGUCUUGAAGCGCGAUGACUGCAAUGUUGCCAGAGCUACUGCUCAGAUCAGGGAUGUUGUGAACAAGGCCAGAGCCAACGCUCUCAGCGCCAGGUCCAAACGCGGUGAGGAGAAACGUUACUCGUAUGAAGAAAUCGAAGCAAUUGUCGUCAGCGAAGCGAACAAUUUGAAGAAGACCAACGCGGCAACUCGGUCAAAGGCUGACAAACGUGAUGCCGGUGUCUACGCAAUUGUGGAAAGGGUUCUCGACAACUUCCAUGCCGAUGACCUCACGCUAUCCAAGCGUGGCACUUACACUGUCUCCCAAAUUGCCACCGCGGUCAAAAAUGCCCUCGAUGGCGUGACCGGUUCAUCGAAACGCUCAGACAACGUCGACGCUCUUGCCGAACAGGUUCUUGAUGAGUUAUAUGCUCAAGCUGCCAAGCGCACUGAUGACAUCAAUGCUUUUACUGAAAACAGUCUCUAGAACGCGUCGCCUAUGUGAUUCAAUCAUCUCACGGCGGCAUUCCAUACCCGACAGCCAAACACAUACUUCGCUCUUUGUUUAUCACUGUCACUCGAAUACCCUAAUGCAAAGAUCUUCCCUCUUGUCUUUGUACCCAGACGAAGUUUAAUGUCCAA